CGAAGGCCAUCACGCAUGCCUGCGUAGGAGCCCUUCGAACAACAAGCAGUGAAUCUGGUUUCUCGAAUAUUUUGGUACAUUUGAGAGGGUCCUCUCUGUUGUAAUUCAUUAUUCAAGCUCCAGUCUACACUGUUAUGUUUUCUGGAGUGGUAAUGAACGCAUUGAAUUACUGUCAACGGACAGAAUGGAUGAGGAAAUUACAGAAAGCAGCGCCAAUCGACAAGGCUUUGAUAAUCCAGUAGAUGCCUCUAAUUCACCAGACACUAAGGUCUAUCCACGUCCGAUUGCUUUGGUUUCACCAACUAGACAAUCGCUACUUUUUCAGCCCAGAAUGAUACCAUUUCAUGCAGGGCAACAAGUUUAUACAAGCCUAUCUGCGCCUUGCCUUACUCAAGCMAGUGUAUUUUACUCUACACACUACAUACCCCCUUCCCAUCUUGCYAUUGCACCUCCUCGAGGAGGCUAUGUGGGAGGCAUGCCUCCUUUAAUGCCAAUGCAGGGUAAUUCAUCAAGACCAAGYGUMGUCCAACUAUCUCAYCGMAAGAGAAAGUCCUCAAAUGACUCGGAGYUUUCUGAAGGAGAGGURUCCAGGCAUUCUAGAAGCUCUGUAGGGAGUCCAGAGGAGCUUAUUGUCAAGCCAGAGGAAUCAUCGAUGGAAUACAAUGAUAUAAGCCCUCCUGCUACUCCAUUAUCAUCAGUGUCUUCMCCAGGGCAAAAGAUGGUCAAUUCGCCACAGUCCCCUUCAGUAGGUUCAUCACAAAUUAAUGACAUUUGCGGGAUUUGCGGCGAUAAAGCRACAGGACACCAUUAUGGUGUGUCAAGCUGCGAGGGUUGUAAAGGAUUUUUUAAGAGGAGUGUUCAAAAUAAGAAGGUUUAUACAUGUCGGAACUUGACAAAGGACUGUCCAAUGGACAAGAGACAUAGAAACAGGUGUCAGUACUGCAGGUUUCAAAAACAAGUGAAGCAACCAGCAAAGAAACAUUUAAAUUACCCCAAACCAUUCAACAUAUUUGAUGGUGUUGACACUUGUAUCAGUCUGUGA
Molecule: messenger RNA, 1042 nt
Organism: Exaiptasia diaphana
Lineage: Eukaryota; Metazoa; Cnidaria; Anthozoa; Actiniaria; Aiptasiidae
Product: retinoic acid receptor RXR-gamma
Exons: 3
Coding region: 185-1042 (285 amino acids)
Biological process (GO): regulation of DNA-templated transcription
Molecular function (GO): DNA-binding transcription factor activity; sequence-specific DNA binding; zinc ion binding
Source: RefSeq, a predicted model, not a curated record